Balaenoptera acutorostrata (minke whale) is the source of this 2880-nucleotide messenger RNA. RefSeq names its product dynein axonemal assembly factor 5 (gene DNAAF5). Gene Ontology annotation, biological process: outer dynein arm assembly; inner dynein arm assembly; cilium movement. The record is from RefSeq and is a predicted model, not a curated record. The coding region runs from base 39 to 2630 and encodes 863 amino acids. Gene Ontology annotation, cellular component: cytoplasm. The transcript has 13 exons. Gene Ontology annotation, molecular function: dynein intermediate chain binding. Lineage: Eukaryota; Metazoa; Chordata; Mammalia; Artiodactyla; Balaenopteridae.
AGCGCCGGUCUCCCCUGGUGACUAGCAACGCGGGGAAGAUGGCGGCGCUGGUGCCGACCGAGGCCGCGGCGUCCCUGGACCCGGCGGGAGCCGCCGAGACGGCCGAGGCGGCGGAGCUAAGCCGCGUACUGAGCCGCCUGCUGCCCGGUCUGGAGGCCGACAGCAAGCUGGGCCGGCGGCGCGCGCUGGAGGCGCUGCAGCGCGCCCUGGAGGCGGCGCGGCCCGAGGCGCCCGACGGCGACCCCGCCGCCGCAGCCGCCGCCUUCCAGGGCCCGUGGGCGCGCCUGCUGCUGCCGCGCCUGCUGCGCUGCCUGGCCGACCCGGCCGAGCGCUGCCGCGCGCUGGCCGUGCACCUGCUGGACUUGGGCCUGCGGCGAGCCGCGCGGCCCCGUGACGCCCUCCCGCGCCUGCUGCCCGCUCUCGCCGCGCGCCUGGCCGGCCCCGAGCCCGCGCGCCGCCCGCCGCCCGAGGCCUGCGAGGAGCUGCGCCUGGCGCUUGUGCAGCUGCUCCACCUGGCCGUGCGCCUGAGCGGCGCUGCGCUCGCGCCCCACCUGGACGACGCGGUGCGCGUGCUGCGCUGCACGCUGCUUGACCCCUUCGCCGCCGUGCGCCGAGAGAGCUGCGAGUGCGCCGCGGGCCUGGCGCGCGCCACGCCAGACCACUUCCACAUGCAGUCGGAGUCCUUGAUCGGCCCCCUGAUGCAGUCCAUCUCCCACCAGCACUGGAAGGUGCGGGUGGCCGUCAUCGAGGCCACGGGCACGGUGAUCCAGUUUGGCAGCGGGAAGUCAGUGGACGACGUCCUUCCUCACUUUGCUCAGCGGCUCUUUGAUGACGUCCCGCAGGUGCGCCAGGCGGUGACGCGCGUGGCCGGGGCCUGGCUGCUGAGCCUGCGGGACCGCUGCUCGUUCUUCCACAAGCUCCUCCCGCUCCUGCUGAGCAGCCUCGACGACGAGAUCCCCGAGAUCGCGUGCGGGGCGGCCGGCCUCUGGGAGCAGGUUGGGCUGCGCUGGCAGAUGGAGAACGAGGAGGAGCUCAAGGACAAGCUGGACUUCGCUGGCCCGCCCCCCGCACACCACCCAUCGCCAGGGAGCCGCCCGGGGCUGGGCUGCCGGGAGCUGGUCGUCCGAAACCUCUCCAAGAUCCUUCCCGCCAUCUGUCACGACAUCACCGACUGGGUGGUGGGGACCAGGGUGAAGUCGGCGCAGCUGCUGGCGGUACUGCUGCUGCACGCGGAAGCCCACAUCACGCAGCACCUGGAGCCCGUCCUGCGCACCCUGCUCCGCGCCUGCGCCGACGAGGAGACAGCCGUGGUCCGCAGUUGCGCGAGAUCCGCAGAGCUGAUCGGGACCUUCGUCAGCCCGGAGGUGUUUCUGAAGUUGAUCUUGUCGACGCUGAGGAAGUCUCCCUCCCCCUCCGGCCUCCUGGUCCUUGCCUCCGUCAUCCGGGGCUGCCCGAGGGAGGCCCUCCAGCCACACGUGAAGGUCAUCGCCGUGGAGCUGGCUCACGCUCACAUCUGCCAAGGGUCUGAAAAGCGCCUGUACGGGGAGCGCCUGCUGCAGUGCGUGCAGGCCGUGGUGUCCGUGAGCCGGGAGGACUGCCGGGGGGCCGGCGUGCCGCUCGUGGAGGUGCUGGUGACCGUCCUGGCGCUGUGGGGACCCGCGGGCCUUGGUGCCAAGGUUCAGGAGACGCUGGCCGAGCUGGCCGCGGUGGAGAGCAUGGACGGCAGCCAGGAGCUCUUCCGAGCGCACGUGGGCGCCCUCCUGGAGCGGCUGGCUGCCUCGCACCAGGACUGGACCAGCCACUCCAAGGAGCUCCUGCAGUUUGACGUGGUGCUCACUCACUCAGGCCCUGCCCUCGGAGAAGCCUUGCCCCAGCUGGUCCCCAUCCUCAGGAGCUGCCUCCAGCCAGCCCGCGACCCACCCAUGCGCCUGAAGCUCUUCUCCACCCUGACGGGGCUGCUGCUGGGAGCCAGGGAGACGGUGGACUCGCAGGGACAGUUCCAUGGCUACCUGGACACCCUGAUCAAGGACAUCUUCGUCCCCAAUCUGCAGUGGCACGCGGGGAGGACGGCUGCAGCCAUCCGCACAGCGGCCGUGUCCUGCCUCUGGGCGCUUGUCAGCAGCGGGGUCCUGUCAGAUGAGCAGAUACAGGAAGUGCAGGAAAUGUUGAUGCCUCAAAUUCUGACCACCCUGGAAGAAGAUUCUCAGAUGACUCGAUUAAUUUCGUGCCGAAUCAUUAACGUAUUUUUAAAGACCUCUGACGGUGUGAUUGAUCCAGACAAAUUCAUCAAGAUUUAUCCUGAACUCUUGAAGCGCCUGGAUGACGUUUCCAACGAGGUGAGGCUGGCGGCCACCUCCACCUUGGUCACCUGGUUGGAGCGUGUCAGGAACGAGGCCGGGAAGUGCUAUUACCAGAGCAACAUUCAGCACCUGUACAGGGAGCUCCUCGUGUACCUGGACGACCCCGAGAGCGCCAUCCAGGACGCAGUUCUCGAGGCCCUCAAAGCAGGCAGUGUCCUCUUCCCUGACCUCCUGGUGAGAGAGAUGGAGGCCGUCCUCCAUAAGCAUCGUUCACCCACCCACUGCGAGCAGCUGCUACAGCACCUGCAGGCCCUGCCACCCGCCCCGUGACCAGAGUCCUGGGAGCAGAGCCUCAGCACAACAGCUGGAGGGGGAGCGAACACCCAGGCCUCGGCCUCACCUGCACUGGGACGCGUGGCCUUUAAAUCUCGUCACAGGGCACCUUUCUGUCGACAGCCGAGGACCCCCACAAGCAAGCCUUUAACAGCAAGAAGAAUGUAUUCUCUCAGCACCACGGCCAGUGCUCUCCUGGGACAAUUCUUCACACCCAGCAGUUUUUGAAAUAAAUGACUUUCACUGA